CUUCUCGAGAUCAUCAUGCCCGAACCAGCCAAAUCAGCACCCAAGAAGGGCUCAAAGAAGGCGGUCACCAAGUCCACCGGCAAGCCCGGAAAGAGGCGAAGGAAGGGGAGGAAGGAAAGCUACGCCAUCUACGUGUACAAGGUGUUGAAGCAGGUCCAUCCCGAUACUGGCAUCUCCUCCAAGGCGAUGAGCAUCAUGAACUCCUUCGUCAACGAUAUCUUCGAGCGCAUCGCUUCAGAGGCGUCUCGCCUGGCGCUUUACAACAAGCGUUCAACUAUCACGUCCAGGGAGAUUCAGACCGCCGUGCGUCUUCUGCUCCCCGGUGAGCUGGCAAAGCACGCUGUGUCUGAGGGCACCAAGGCAGUCACUAAAUAUACCAGCUCAAAGUAAAUCGCAUCGGCGUCAUCUCUACACAACGGUUCUUUUAAGAGCCACCAACCUACUUCUGAGAAGUUUUUAUUCCAGUGUUGAUUAUCUAGGUCUAGGAUAAGUUAAACACACCUGAGUGAAAAGAUCAGUUCAUUUCUGCGUGCUGCAGGAGCCUUACUUUUGACAGGACCACCUAACGAGGGAAUCUUUGAAAACAUGUUGGAAUGCAGCUCUGAGGACUGGAGGAGUUUGACAUUCUUUAAUAGAAAUAAAGGCUGUAGGUAGACUUCUAUUCCAUUAAAUAUACUGUUUAGUUAAGCUUUUUUAGUUAAAAAGAUGACCAUGUAUGGUAAGGCUUUUUCGGUUAAAUAAGAUAUAACUCAUUUUUUGCACAUGUAUUUUAUUCAGAAUUAAUAUAAUUUACAUCUUGCGAACAAAAGUCAAAGUUUCUUCACAUUUAUUCUAUCAAUCAAUAUGCUUUACACAAAAUUGUUAGACAAAGAUGCUUAAUUCUUAACAUUUGUCCACAGGAAACCUUUGAGGAGAAUUCUCUAAAAGUAUAAAUAUUUUCAUACAAUAUUUCAUUGAUCACUUGUAAUGUUACAAGUUUUCAUUGAUCACUUGUAAUGUUACCAAUACACUUGUGUCUCUUAAUUUUGCCCCUCUGAUAGAAUCUUUCACCACAAUCUAGGCAAGCAAAAGGUUUCUCACCCGUAUGAAUCCGUGUGUGACUUGUUAGGGUUCCCUUCUGAGAGAACCUUUGACCACAAACGGAGCAUGGAAAAGGUUUCUCACCAGUGUGUGUUCUUGUGUGACUUGUUAAAGUUCCUUUCUGUGAGAAUCUAAGGCCACAUACUGAGCAAACGAAAGGUUUUUCACCAGUGUGGGUUCUUGAGUGACUUCUUAAGGAUGCCUUUUUAGAAAAUUUUUGACCACAAA
Molecule: messenger RNA, 1308 nt
Organism: Syngnathus typhle (broad-nosed pipefish)
Lineage: Eukaryota; Metazoa; Chordata; Actinopteri; Syngnathiformes; Syngnathidae
Product: histone H2B-like
Exons: 1
Coding region: 16-390 (124 amino acids)
Cellular component (GO): nucleosome
Molecular function (GO): structural constituent of chromatin; DNA binding; protein heterodimerization activity
Source: RefSeq, a predicted model, not a curated record